Pseudomassariella vexata is the source of this 921-nucleotide messenger RNA. RefSeq lists its product as uncharacterized. NCBI's taxonomy places the organism in Eukaryota, Fungi, Ascomycota, Sordariomycetes, Amphisphaeriales, Pseudomassariaceae. Bases 1 to 921 code for a protein of 306 amino acids. The record is from RefSeq and is a predicted model, not a curated record. The transcript has 2 exons.
AUGGCAAAACGGCGACCUAUAUUCCCGUUAGAGAUGAUGGAAAAGGAGCUCGGGUUUAAAGCAGAGUCUCUAGCCCACUCGUCAUGUAAACAUGAAGAUGCAAUUCGAUUAUUCUAUUCCGAUCUAAGCCCUGUCUCAAAUUCUCCAUUGGAAAGGACCGCGAAGGAAUUUGAAAGCUACCAGAUGAGGAAAGCCCUCAGGACCUCUAACAAGUGUGGCCAACCCCUGACCCGCCAAAUCCCACGUUCUGAGAAAAGAAGGUUGCCGAGGGAGCUUCGCCAAAUUGUUUACAACUUCACCAUCCCAACCACAAAAUACAAACUUCCCGGCCCAGAGGGCGCAGAAGGAGUCAACCUGGCCCACACGAUGGCGGACGCUCAAGGGUUUUACUUUCCACACAGGCCUGAUCUCGCCCUUCUUCGCGUCAACAGGCAGAUGCGCGAAGAGGCCCUACCUCUAGCCUACCGCAAAACCACUCUGCAGUUGGAGGACGUGAGUGAAGCCGUGAAGAUCCUAAUCGCCAUUGGAACCAUUGGCCGUGAAAAUAUAGAGGUCUUGGAGAUUUCUUGGGAUAGCAGGGAAUGUCUGGAGUGCGGUAUAGACAGCAACGCCCCUAGUCAGGACAAGAUCUUGUGGGGGUUGCCGCAACUGCAUGUCGGAAGCUUGGUCAAGUUGCUCCAACAAUGUCGAAGACUUUGUAUGUUGCGAGUGUGCUUUGAGGAGGAGUUGAUACGGGAGAUUCCCCCUGGGGAUUUCAAGUCCGACCUCGGAAUCAAUGGACUUGCUUCUGUUCGUGGACUUGAGAAGGUGGAGUUUGGGGAUCGAGAUGGGGAGCCUCUGGGUCAUUGUGGCCUUCUGGACUGGUUGAACGGAGCUAUGACACAGCCUCGAGUGGAACUAACAGAAUUAAAUGAGUUAUAA